ACUCAUGCUUUCCUUUGCAGCAUAAAUAGUGGUAAGCGGAGACGGUUCACCUGGUGUCACUUUACAGCGUCUUGUUGAGUACGAUCUAGGGGUCAAAACUGCCUAACGAAAGGACUUUAGGACCAGAGUUGAACAACUAAACUAUCAAGAGAACUACAUUACAUUCCAAAGGCCUGCUCUACGCACUUUAACCGAGUCCCCGGCGUUUGAGAGGGCAGCAACACCAGCAGACGGAAGGAACAGUUUCGGGCCGGAGUAAUUGUUGUCAAAGCUUUGAAAAGGCCAAAGGUUUCCUGAACCUCUUGUGGGACGUUUUAUCGUGCGGAGUUAGCAGCGGCAGCGCUCGGUUGUUGCUGUGAAGUGUAGGAGGAAAGUUUAUAUUCUUUGUCCAGCAAGUUGGUCUCUGACCACCCCGACUUUUUAAUGUCUGGAGGGUUAGUUCUGUUCCCUGCCGCCGAGUUAGGAUUGGAACGUCUUCAGCGCUGUGGUGAGACUUUGCGGCGGUGUACCCGAGAAGUUCCCAACACCCUCAACAUGGCGGCCAGCAACCUCGCUCGCACGGGCUCCAACCCAAACCUGCUCAACUCCGUCCGGACUAUCGACCCCGAGGAGCUGGCGGAGAGACUAGCCGGCAUGCAGAAGCAGCCGAUAAUGCUAGACUGCAGGUCCUUCAUAGACUAUAAUUUGAACCACAUAAACGGAGCUCUGAAUGUGAGUUGUGCGGACAGGUUUAGCAAGAAGAGACUCCAGCAGGGCAAGGCUUCUCUAGCCGACCUGGUGCCCAACAAGGAAGGCAGGGACAUACUCAUGAACAGACUCUCUAGAGAAAUUAUUGUUUACGACGAAAGCACCAGCGAACCAGAGCAGAUACAGCCGUCACAGCCUCUACACGUCGUGUUGGACUCACUCUUCAAAGAAGGGAGGCAGGCCGCCAUACUGAAAGGUGGGCUUAAGGAGUUCAAAGAGCAGCACGAGAGCCUCUGCGCCAACAGUCUCAGGAAAGUUAGCAGUACAUUCGGCGGCGUGCCAGUGGAGGAAUGCGACACUCCGGACAUUGAUUCCGAGCCGCCCUCGCUCGUGCUUCCCUUCAUGUACCUGGGAAACGAGCGGGAUGCGGCCGAUAUCAGGACGCUUCUGAGACUGAACAUAGGCUACAUCUUGAAUGUGACGUCACACAUUCCUUUGCACCACGAAGGAUUCUGUGGAAUUAAGUACAAGAGGCUACCGGCAACUGACAGCCAGCACCAAAACUUGUUACAGUACUUUGAGGAAGCUUUUGAAUUCAUUGAUGAGGCGAGGUCAAGUGGAAGGAACCUCCUGAUCCACUGCCAGGCGGGCGUUUCUCGAUCGGCUACCAUCGCCAUCGGUUACAUCAUGAAACACACGCGCAUGACCAUGAUGGACGCCUACAAGUUCGUCAAGAACAAGAGGACGGUCAUCUCCCCGAACUUGAACUUCAUGGGACAGCUGGUGGAGUACGAGACGGCGCUGAACAUAGGACUCACGCCCAGGGUGCUGUACCCAAGGCUACGCGGCUUGGAAACAAGCGUCUGAGAUGACAAAUGUUUUUGUUACGAGACUCACCGCCAAGGUCUAGACCUUUCCUUGACUCUGUCCAUCCAUCUUGCACCCUGACAACCAGACAACAGGAGACCCCCCCCUUCCCUCAGGGUCGGACCAAGGGCCUCCGCAGAAGAAUGGACAUUUUUUUUGUGUUGUGAGUUUCAAGGUCGUUUCAUUGAGAAGUUGUCAGGCCCCUGCUGAAAUUACAGCGGGGUGAGGUCAGUUCAUUCUUUUCAUGCUGAGGGUCCUUCUGGAGUAAACAUCUGUGCCUCCUAGUAGGAGCAGGGCUUGAAAUACUUUAUCCUGCAUACUUGCACCAGUGCAGUUACAUACAGAAUCACCUGCAAGUUAUACUGGUAGUAUACUUAUACCCAGUACAUGGGCCAGUACAGCUAGAUACCAGAAAUAUCUGCACAGCACUAAGCUGCAUGUAUACAUAUAUGCAGGUGGUAUUUCCAGCCCUGAGGAGGAAAUGUUUAGUUGCAGGCAGUGCAGUGUUGACAUGAUGUCAUAGUCUGUGGUCGGUCUGUUCUCUUUGUGUUGUUUUGCAUAUCUGAAAACUUAUAGUUUCCCAUUGUUGUUAGAAGGUUCUUGUUACCUGGUACUUGGUACUCCUGGUACCUGGCUCGUCAACUGUAUAUUUUUGUACACUUAUAACUUGCUGUCAACUGUGCAAACCGUAUCAGAAUGUGUAUUUUGUAUUAUUCUCUCUUGUUACAACUCAAUUGUGUCAUGUCUGCCUCUGAAAUGGAGAAGUGAUACGUAUGGUCAGGUGUAGGACAUUCUUUUGGGAUGAGUAAGGCUUUCAAAGGAAACCAAAUCUUGGUCUUCUACCUACAUGCUCCUUCAGGGCUUGAAAUACACACCUGCAAUUUGCAGACAAAAAUAUUAUAAUUGCAGGUAAAAUGUGACCAACUUACAAUUUUUCAGGCUCAAAAAUCAAUGCUUUAUGUAACAGCAAACAAAAGCUAGUAGUUUAGCAAAGUAGUUUUGUAGAACAUCAUUUGAUGACAUAAAAGUCUUAGAUGCUACAAAUCUUUUUAUGAUGAUUACAUAGCCUUUAUGUGCAGCUUUAGUAUUUACAGAAAACUUUUUUUACAAGCUCUGGGUAGAACUUGUAUAUUGCUGGUAAAAGGACAAAAGUAUUUCGAGCCCUGACUUUGUUUUGUUGUGACGUACCUGUACUCUUAUCUCCAUUCUGCUGGACCAAACCUGCUCCUGUCCAGGUUGUUUGUUUCCCACCUUAGUUAAUAUUUAAUCCUCUUACAUGGCCUUGUUGCUGAGAAGUGAAUGUCAUGUGGAAAUUUGCCAAAGACCAAAUCUAAAGGGGCCAUUUGUAAAUAUCAUUGACCAGAGCGGGGAUUUUAAAUGCCUUCAGAAGAGUCUUUGUUCCCCUUUGACUGUCAGAUUUUGAAAAUAAAGGUUCUUUGUAAUUUCCAAU
This is a messenger RNA of Branchiostoma belcheri (Belcher's lancelet), 3004 nucleotides long. RefSeq names its product dual specificity protein phosphatase 10-like. The coding region runs from base 424 to 1554 and encodes 376 amino acids. Gene Ontology annotation, cellular component: cytoplasm; cytosol. Gene Ontology annotation, molecular function: MAP kinase tyrosine/serine/threonine phosphatase activity; protein tyrosine/threonine phosphatase activity. The transcript is spliced from 3 exons. NCBI's taxonomy places the organism in Eukaryota, Metazoa, Chordata, Leptocardii, Amphioxiformes, Branchiostomatidae. The record is from RefSeq and is a predicted model, not a curated record. Gene Ontology annotation, biological process: negative regulation of MAPK cascade; protein dephosphorylation.